CAAACCCUUUGCUUGAAGAAAAGCUAGUCGCCUAUCUUCGCCAUCUUAUUUAUCCAAUGUUUUGUUUUUGCAAUAAAAAGAACUUGAGUUGAGAAAUGAUGAAUGUUGAAUUAUAAGCUUUAAAAUUAGAGUUUUAUCCUAAAAGUUUGAGUUAACAUAAUAGUCCUUGUUUAACAUUUAUUUGUUUAGAAUGGAGCAUAAAUCAUGUGGAAAUUUAAAGAAGUUUUAUCUCAAAUUUUGAAAUUUCUGUUUUCAAAAGAUGUGAACAUGACAUCCAAAAAGGUAACUAUAAGUGAAAAACCUAAAGGGACCAAAACUGGCGUGUUUCGUAGAUCAGAGUCUGUUAUGCCAGCUGGUAUCACCUUGAAAAAGACACCUGGCUCUGUUAAGGAUAUUAACUGCAAUGGAAAAGAAGGCCUUCUUCGUCGAAGUUCAAUGAUAUGCUCUGAAGGAUUUGAUAAAUACACAUAUGAUUGCCAUAGGUCUGAUAUUCCCACUCGGACAGUAGGAUUUAACCUUGACAAAUUUACAAUACCAGAGGAGAAUACUUUGUCAAAAAACCUUUUACCAGUACCUAAGUCAAAGCAUACGUCCAUUUUGAAAAAAACCUCUAGUACUAAAAGUUUACCGCUCGUCAAAAGAGAUUCUGUAGUCCACCCGGGUCGCGUUGAUAUGCAAAGAUCUUUGUGUAUUGCUGGUAGAUUUCAAAAUCCUUGGCCUACUUGGAGGCCACCUACAUUUGCUAAUGUAUUGAAAUUUGGCAUAACCAAGAGUAACAGUAGAGUACCAUCAAAACAGGAGCUUGAACUAAUUUUGCCUAUUAUGAAACAAAAAUUUUCGAAACUUUCAAUACCUGAUGAUGGCAUUCGUAUCACUUGGUUUGGACAUUCCACAGUUCUUGUGCAAAUGCAUGGAUUAAAUAUUUUGACUGAUCCAAUAUUUAGUGACCGAGCUUCUCCAAGUCAAGUUGUUGGUCCAAAACGCUAUAGAGAUCCUCCAUGUUCUAUCCAUGAUCUUCCUCAUAUCAAUGCUGUCGUAAUUAGCCAUUCUCAUUAUGAUCAUCUUGACCUCAAUACUGUAACACUUUUAAAUGCAAGAUUCAAUACGGAUAUACGCUGGUUUGUACCUUUGGGUCUUCAAUCAUGGAUGCAAGAUGUUGGAUGUGAGAACGUAGUAGAAUUAGACUGGUGGGAGGAAAAUUGUGUUCCUGAACAUAGUGAUACAUUUUUUGUUUUUACUCCUGCUCAGCAUUGGAGUAAGCGUGGUAUUGGAGAUGAUAACAAGGUAUUAUGGGGUAGCUGGUGUAUUUUAGGUCCUAAAUAUCGAUUUUUCUUUGCUGGUGAUACUGGAUAUUGUGAUGCUUUCAAACAGAUUGGGCGUGUUCAUGGGCCUUUUGAUCUUUCUGCAAUACCAAUUGGAGCUUAUGAACCUAGAUGGUUUAUGAAAUAUCAACAUGUUAAUCCUGAAGAAGCAGUGCAAAUACAUUCAGAUGUGCGUAGUAAACGUAGUCUUGGAAUUCAUUGGGGAACAUUCAACUUAGCAAAUGAAGACUUCAAAAAUACUGUUUGCCGUAAAUGAUUCACUUACUUAAAAAUCCAUGAGAUUUGCUUUUGUACCUUACACUGUUUUGGAUGAGAUUCUAGUCAAAAAUAAAAAGUAUUUUUUUCCCCAUACUAUUCAUUAUUUUUUAAAUUUCGAUAUUUAUCAUACAUGUGAUUUUUAUACUAAUUAGUGAAAUUUUCUUAAUUUAAUUUAUCACAUUUGUGAAAAUCCAACUUUUUAGUUAUAUUAUUUAUUUUCAGUGAAUUAGGAUUUGCAUAGUGCAAUUCAUUAAAAUGCUCUUUUAAAAAGUCACUUUUUCGUUCCAUAAAAACUAUUUUUGUUCAUCGCACUUUAUUAACAUUGAUGUGAUUCAUAUUAACACUAUUUAUGUAUUGCAAUUCGUAAUGACUAGUUUUGCAAUUUAGACCAGAUAAUGAUACUUAGGAGAUUUGCAAUUCAUAAUUAUGCUAUUUAAUUAAAACUCACAUUAAUAUUAAGUUAGAUUACAAUUUAUAUGAUUUAACAAUAAAUCAUAAUUCAUAUUUUACUUAACUGACUUACAAAACUACUAUUGCAUAACUACUAUAUUACUAUUUUUGAAUCACUUACUGUGGUUCAUUUGUAUACACUUUGCAAUUCAUAUUUAUGAAAUUUUAAAAUCUGGUUUCUUGCUUGAUAAAAUUAAGAAAUAAAUAAUUAAAAUAUCCUUAAGAAAAUUUUUUUCAAUAAAAAGAUCACAUGUAUGAUUUAUGAUUUCUAGUGUUUAGAUAUUAGUUUGUUUAUUUUAGUUAUUACCUUGUUUUGUUAGCAGUUUGCUUUGCUUCUUAUUUCUAUUAUUUGUUGUAUAUCUCUAGGCUAUUCUUGUGUUAUAAUAUUUUUGCAAUUCUUUAUUUUCUCUUUCUGUAUAAAUUUGAGUUUACAUUUUAGCCUAGAUUUUAUUUUAUUACUAAUUGCGCAUGAAACAAAGGAGCAAAA
Parasteatoda tepidariorum (common house spider) is the source of this 2517-nucleotide messenger RNA. Its product is annotated as N-acyl-phosphatidylethanolamine-hydrolyzing phospholipase D. The record is from RefSeq and is a predicted model, not a curated record. Gene Ontology annotation, molecular function: N-acylphosphatidylethanolamine-specific phospholipase D activity. NCBI's taxonomy places the organism in Eukaryota, Metazoa, Arthropoda, Arachnida, Araneae, Theridiidae. Gene Ontology annotation, biological process: N-acylethanolamine metabolic process; N-acylphosphatidylethanolamine metabolic process. Gene Ontology annotation, cellular component: cytoplasm; membrane-bounded organelle.